UGCCUCUGUGAAAUUUAAUUUACUAAUGGACCCACGGGAGUUAUAUUGUUUUCUACCAAUAUCCACGAACCGUUUGAUUGAAUUCCUCUAUUUGUGUGAACUAAAAGAAAAUAACUAUUUUACGAAAACGAAUGUAGCGCAUGAAUAUUUUAAAGGUUUUCUCGCAUUUUGAUUGGAUAAUUUUCAUCGGACUGGAAUCAUCUUCUCAAAUAGAACCAGUAACACCUACAGCGGCGGAAGUUGAAUAAUUUGAUUUUCACUACAUCACAAGAGGACUUUAUCUGUGACGACAUACAUUUGUUUCUUCUUUUUCACAUUUUAGCAUUUGCUUGCAACUUUUCCUGCUUAUAAUUAUUUGUUAUAAAGUUGUGAAUAUAUGAAGUGAUGCCGUUUGGAAACUUUCAAACACUCAAGGAAAGAAUCAUCUACCCUGCAAGAGAUGCCGCGUCCUCCGCAAAAUCUUCUAUUUCGAGAUAGGAAAAUGGCAAUUACAAGGGUUAUGCGGAAGGAUGCCGAUGAAAAAUCCUUUGUUAAAUAUGACGAACUUGACGAAGCGUAUAUAGACGAAGAGGAGGCUCCAAAGUCAAAACCAUUCCAUUUUAAAUGUGACUGCUGUCGAUGUGUUUCCCAACGCUACCUUAUCGCAUGUCUUAGCAGUAUAGGAUUUAUAAUAUCAUUCGGAAUACGAUGCAAUAUGGGAGUGGCUAUUGUUACAAUGACUAAAGAGUUGGAAUCUAGUAGUGAUAGUGAUAGUAACUUUUCUACAUUUUCUAACACUUCUCAACAUAAUAAAACUCAUCCUUUUUUACGUUUACCUGAAUUUACAUGGACACCAGAAACAAUAGGUGCAGUGGACAGCUCUUUCUUUUGGGGUUAUAUUAUAACGCAGAUACCGGGAGGGUAUCUAGCAUCCAGACUGCCUGCUAACAGGAUAUUUGGUCUUGCAAUAGGAACAUCUGCUUUCUUAAAUUUACUUUUACCGGGUGCUGCACAGGUGCAUUUUGGUCUUGUCAUGGCGGUUAGAAUUUUACAAGGAAUAGUCGAGGGAGUAACUUAUCCUGCAUGUCAUGGUAUGUGGCGGCAUUGGGCUCCUCCACUUGAACGUUCUAAACUAGCAACCAUAUCAUUCUGUGGUUCAUAUGCUGGUGCAGUUUUGGGAAUGCCCCUGUCUGGUAUAUUGACAAAGAAUUUUGGUUGGCAGUCUGGAUUCUAUGUUUUUGGUGCUAUGGGUAUCAUAUGGUCUAUAUUUUUUUGGUUCUUUUCUUUUGAAAGACCAGCGUGCAAUCCUUAUAUAUCUCAAGAGGAACUUAUUUAUAUAGAAACAUCAAUAGGUGAAAACACAUCACUAACAAACAAAAACAUGAGGACGCCAUGGUUAAGCUUUUUUACAUCCAUGCCAGUAUAUGCUAUAAACGUAGCUAAUUUCUGUAGAAGCUGGACAUUUUAUCUGCUUAUUAUUAGUCAGCCUAUGUAUUUCAAAGAAGUUUUUCAUGACGAUGUUGCCAAGAGUGGCAUUCUGUCGGCACUACCUCAUCUAGUUAUGGCUAUUAUUGUGCCUAUUGGUGGACAAAUAGCGGAUAAUCUACGACAAAGACAUCUCACCACUACUACUGUUAGAAAAAUAUUCAAUUGUGGAGGCUUUGGACUAGAAGCUUGUUUUCUAUUGGGUGUUGCUUUUGCACGUGAUAAAACUGCAGCAAUGGUGUGUUUGACAUUAGCAGUUGGAUCAAGUGGUUUUGCCAUUUCAGGUUUCAACGUUAACCACCUUGACUUAGCACCACGUUAUGCUUCCAUUUUGAUGGGUCUGUCAAAUGGGAUUGGUACACUUGCAGGAAUGAUGUGUCCAGUUGUUACCGAGUUGUUAACUAAAAAAGGGACUGCAGAUGAGUGGCAGAAUGUCUUCAUUAUAGCCAGCGUGGUUCAUUUUCUUGGAAUAACAUUCUAUGGAAUAUUUGCAUCCGGGGAACAACAACACUGGGCAGAACCACAUGGGGAAGAUACAUGGAGACCAGAAGAUACACUUAAACCAGAUACAACUGGAAAGUUCUUGUCUUACGGUGCGUUCCAAGAACAAACAUCUGAUUACAAAGGACCAAACAAUGGAGUUAUAGCAAUGAAUGGAAACGUUGGAAAUGGGCACACAGGCUUCAAUUCAUCAAAUAAUUCAAAAGGACCACGUGAUCGAAAUGACGAUACAUCACAGUCCUCGUUUGGACAAUAUUCAUUCGAUGGACCAAUGUAUGAAACGAAGGAAGAAUUAGUACAAGUUCAAUCUAGGGACAGAUAUUUAAGUGAGGAUCGUGAUUUAUGAAAAAAACUUCUCUUAGGAAUAUUACGGAAUUUUAAAACAAAACAUUUCACGUUUUCUCUGAUAGUUUAUUAUUAUUAUCAUUAUUAUUAACAACGAUGCUUGCUAUGUAUUGUUUAUGUUCAAUCUAAAUGUUUCAAUGUUUUAAACACUCUUAGUUAUAAUUGUUUCCGAGUAUAUAUAAUUUUAACACUCUAGAAUACAGUAAAGAUCGCACGGAAGUUAGAUAUAAGGAAAGUUCAUAAAACUUGUUACGACCAUCAGAGACAAUAGGAAAUAGAGUUAGGCUACAUUGUUUUUGAUAGCAGAGGGGCAUUGGGUUUUAUGAUAUGUGCGUCCGUUCGUUUGUUCGUUCGUUAGUCCCUCCUGCUUCAGGUGAAAGUUUUUGGUCAAGGUAGUUUUUAAUGAAGUUGAAGUCCAAUCAACUUGAAACUUAGUAUUCAUAUUACUUAUGAUGUGAUCUUUCUAAUGUUAAUGCAACAUUUGGGUUUUGACCUGGAUUUCACGGUCCACUGAACAUAGAAAAUAAUAGUUCGAGUGGGGCAUCCGUGUACUAUGGACACACUCUUGUGAUAAUGAGUAUCAAGAAAAGAAAUGUAAGUUAACCAUAAAUACUAUUAACACCAAAAAAUUGUAGUCAGUUAAAGUACAUAAAAAUUAUCUUAAUUUUGCAAAAAUAGAAAAAAAAACAUACUGAACCUACACACCUGGGUUUGAUAAAAAAAAAAACUUUUGACUUUCUGAGAAACUUGACAAUAGACACAACUUUUUCAGACAUAAAAUAAUUCGGUCGUUGCUUCCAUUUUGUCACUUCUAGUAAUAGCUUACUUUUUGGUAAAAUAGCAUCACAACAAUUACUGUAAACCAACUUAUUUUCGCGUUUAACCCUUUCUAGUAAUCUUCGCUUCUAUUAGAUUUCGUGGAUUUCUAAUUUAAUUCAAGUAGUUACAUAAAAAAAGAUCUAAGUUUUACGUAUUCGCAACAAUGUAUAUUCGCGUUAUUUUUCUACUCGCGAAAGUCGCGAAAAUAAAUCACUCGCAAACAUAGGUUGGUUUACAGUUAGGUGACAUUUAUGUGUAUCAAAUCUCGUUAAUUUUGUUGGUCUAGAUGUAAGUAGGCCUAGUAGUUUGUUUAACGAUGUCAUUUUAUAGAUUGACCAAGAUGAGCUUACCUGCGGUUGCAUGUUCAAGAUUAUAUGACCGGUGUUUGUUUUUUUAUUGUAGUAAGUGGAGAUUAAGAAUGGUUAUGCCAGAAACGAGUGUUCACAUCUAGAACUGUUUAUGUGUUCCACUCUAAAACUCUCUAGGUGUUCAAUCUAGAAGUCUUUAGGUGUUCUAACUUAAUUAUUUUGGAGACGAGAUAUUUUUCUUGUAAUGUGUCUUCGUUUGUUAUUUACAAUGUAUAUUGUUAUGUUUACAAUUGUUUAAGUAUUAUAAAGUAUUGUUCUUCGCGAAAUGUAAUAACUUGCUAUAAUCAUGCUCGAAUUAUACAAUUGUUAUAGUUUUGUUAAUUCUUGGAAAUGCUUUUCUGUAAUUUUUCUUCUUAUUCUUGUUGACGUUUGAUAUGAUAUUCUAGUCAUGUUUAUUUAUUAUUGUUUCGGGUACUUAGUAGUUUUUUAUCAUUGUUACUGUUUUGUUAAAUGUAAAUAAAUAUACAUAAUGAAAUAUAUCAUAUACAGUUUAUCUACACAAUUCGUAUGGUUUACGUUUAAAUGGAAUGGAGUACAUCAAAUUAUCUGAUAUCAUACUAAUAUCGAAUAGUGGAUUUUUUUCAUAGAAGAAAACAUUCUUAAAAAAUUUCGUUGGUUGGCAUUUUUUAUAUUGGGUAAUUUUGCGUUGUGAACAUACUAACUAAAUAUUAGAAAUUUUUCGUCAAUACAUGCAUAACUUAUAAUACGCCAAUUAAAAGGUAUUUACUAUAUUUACCCGUAUCGUAUUGAGAAAUGUAGAAUUAUGCAAAUAAAUCUUUUACAAAUCUGAA
Mytilus trossulus (common blue mussel) is the source of this 4288-nucleotide messenger RNA. RefSeq names its product vesicular glutamate transporter 1-like. The coding region runs from base 440 to 2311 and encodes 623 amino acids. Gene Ontology annotation, biological process: regulation of synapse structure or activity; transmembrane transport; monoatomic anion transport. Gene Ontology annotation, molecular function: L-glutamate transmembrane transporter activity; neurotransmitter transmembrane transporter activity. Lineage: Eukaryota; Metazoa; Mollusca; Bivalvia; Mytilida; Mytilidae. The record is from RefSeq and is a predicted model, not a curated record. Gene Ontology annotation, cellular component: excitatory synapse; synaptic vesicle membrane. The transcript is spliced from 13 exons.